CGUGUGAGUUCAUGCUUGUAAUUAAAUUUAAGAAGAAACGAUUCAAACGAUUAAUCGUUACACUACCUACUUAUACUGUAAGUAUAUACACACGGCAGUUCAAGAAAAAUUUUUUAUCUCCCUUCACCAGCUUUUUUUACUUUUCGUCAUCCUGGUGUGCGUAGGAUUAGAUAUAGGUUCGCAUUCCCGUUAGAACAUUUAGAACGUUACUUUAACCGACUUUAAACUUAAACUAAUCAAAGUGGACGCCAUUCGUCUCUCGAUCGUCGUCAUCGUGGAAUGAGUUGGACGACGACGACAAGACGAGGCAAGAGGAGGCGAAAAAAGCUCGAGCUUUUGAAAAGCUUCGUCACGAAAAACCAAGAACGGAUAACAAUAUUGAAUUCAUCUCAAUGAGUCGAGCAGCGGACGGUAAUCGUCAUCAGGCGUCUUCGAAGCAGUCGGUGUGCUGACGACGACAACGGAGGUUAUGCCGAGCAAACUCUGCCGUUGUUUUUGCAUCACAGGAGCCGGAUGGUUGUUUGAGAUUCAAUUUGAGUUUUGAUGACUGAAUCACACAACGAGAAGAGCGCGGCGUCGUUGACUCGACACUGCUCUUGUCCCCGAGAUGAUCGAGAUCACCGCGAAAUUGAUGAACGGCUCGACUUUCUUCUCCAACGAAGUGAUCGAGUGCAUGGUCACUUUCAGCUGUCCGGCUGGAUCUGCCAACUCGACGACUUUGGCCAGCAAUGACGAAAGUCAAGCUAACAGUGAUCCAUCUGAAAAUCUUGCCUGGGCCAGUGUUCAGAUACACUGUCAGUGUUCGAUAAACGAGAAACUCAUUGCUGGUGAUAAAAUUAAAAAAGAUACCAAACCCGUUGCUGUUAAUACUGAUACUACGUUUGCACCAUCGUCAAGUGACAAUGGACACGCAGUGUUGAACAGUAAGCCUAAAAUCUUAUUUUGUGAUUUAAAGUUGUCACCAGGAGAGAGUAAAUCUUUUGUAUAUAAAGAAACCAUUCCAAGUGAUUCACCUCCCUCGUACAGAGGACAGGCUGUUAAGUAUUCUUAUAAAAUAACUAUAGGAGCUCAGCGCGUCAAUUCACCAAUCAAAUUGUUAAGGAUACCAUUCAGAGUGUUGUCUUUAAAAGAGUUGCCUGAUCUUGCUGCCUGCAAUGAUAGCUUAGAACCGAGUUCCAAUGGCCCUUUUUCAGAAACGCAAAAGGAGUCACCGGUUGAACUUGUGAUGCAAACACUUCAAAACAUAACAGCAAGACGUAGUCCUAAUUAUUACAAUAUAACAAACGGUCGUGGUAGAGUUGUGAGAUUUUGCCUUUUCAAACAUUCCUACAAACUUGGAGAAGACAUCGUCGGAACGUUCGACUUUUCAAACGCGACUGUCUCGUGCACCCAGGUGUCGGUAACUCUGCAGUCUGAGGAACACAUAGCCGAAGAUUACAAAAGAGGAAAGUCCGCCACAACCCUGAACAGCUACAACAAGCAUUACAUAGUCACCAGUUAUCUGUGCACCGAACUGAUGCUGCCAAUACCUUUUCACAUAACACCUGACUUUAGCACCGAGCUGGUCACUCUGAAAUGGCGAUUGCACUUUGAGUUCGUCACGGCGGUGAAACCCAUCGAGUUUCCAAAUGCCGAGUCGACUUACUGGCAAGCACCGUCGACCGUCGAUGUCGAGACCAUGGUCUGGGACUUACCUGUACAUAUAUAUCCAACUACGAUCCCUCCAAACAUCACUCCGUUAGUUCAGAAUAGCAUAGUUGUUUAAUACAUGAUAAAUUGUUAUAUUUUGCUAUACUUGUACAUACAAUUUUAAACGCAAUAACUUAACGACUUUAAUGAAAGAAAAGGAAGAGAGAGAGAGAGAUCUAAUAGCAAUAUUAAUUAUAUUUUUAUAAGCAAGAACUUGUUGGAGAUGAUUUUAUAGGAGCGAGUAAUGUUUGAGUACACGGUUUGUAAAAGUUCUUUCGAUAUCUAUAGAGAAUUGUUGAUCACGAGGAAAAGCCUACAGUUUGUACAUAGUGUUGGUAUGGAAGAUAAUGUGCAAUGUAGAGAUCAUUGUCACUUUGAUAAAGCAAAAAU
Copidosoma floridanum is the source of this 2079-nucleotide messenger RNA. Its product is annotated as RAB6A-GEF complex partner protein 2. NCBI's taxonomy places the organism in Eukaryota, Metazoa, Arthropoda, Insecta, Hymenoptera, Encyrtidae. The record is from RefSeq and is a predicted model, not a curated record.